This is a messenger RNA of Magallana angulata, 2528 nucleotides long. Its product is annotated as cullin-2-like. Lineage: Eukaryota; Metazoa; Mollusca; Bivalvia; Ostreida; Ostreidae. Gene Ontology annotation, biological process: SCF-dependent proteasomal ubiquitin-dependent protein catabolic process; protein ubiquitination. Gene Ontology annotation, molecular function: ubiquitin protein ligase binding. The record is from RefSeq and is a predicted model, not a curated record. The transcript has 19 exons. The coding region runs from base 165 to 2396 and encodes 743 amino acids. Gene Ontology annotation, cellular component: Cul2-RING ubiquitin ligase complex; SCF ubiquitin ligase complex.
AGAAAUAGAGUUUUCUCGAAAAAGAGAUAUUCAUUGUUAACUCAGAUCAAAUUAAAUUGGUGAAAGUUGGAGCAAUGUGAAAAAUGAAGGUCUUUUUCGCGACACCCUGAUCCCUCGUAAAGAAAGUUCUUACUGCAUUAUCAUUACACAUACAGUUGUAGGAGAUGUCUCUAAAACCAAGAAAAGUUGAUUUUGAAUCCACAUGGACGACACUUCUGGAAACAGUAAAAGGGGUCGUUACAUGUGCCAAAGUCGGGCGAGCUACGUGGAAUGACAGAUUUUCAGAUGUAUAUGCUCUGUGUGUUGCCUGCCCCGAUCCUCUGAGUGAUAAACUGUACACUGAAACCAAGAAGUUCCUGGAAAACCAUGUAUCAGACCUCUACAAUAAAGUACAAGGCAAUGGUGAGGAAAAUUGUUUGUCAACUUACCACAGACACUGGGAGGAGUACAGUAAAGGGUCAGGAUAUCUUAACCAGUUGUAUGGAUACCUGAAUACAACUUACAUAAAGAAACAAAAGUACACAGAUGCUGACCUGAGUUAUGGUGGAAUCAGUACAGACACAGCUGAUCAGCUGCUGGAAAUAGGGGAGCUAGCACUGGAUACAUGGAAGAGGUUAAUGAUAGAGCCCCUGAAGGAGACCCUCCUUAAACUGAUCCUCAACGAGGUAUCACGGGACCGGAUGGGGGAGCUGGUAAACCAGACGGUGGUUCACGGGGUCAUAAACUCCUUUGUCAAUGUUCAGGAGUACAAGAGGAAGCACCCGCUCCUGUUGUAUGAGGAGCUGCUGGAGAAUCCCUAUAAACUCGAGACAGGCGCUCACUACCGACAGGAGGCGGCGAAACUCAAGGAUGAGCACACAUGCUCUGAGUACAUGGAAAAGGUCAUCAUGCGACUGGACAAUGAGGAUUUCCGAAGUCGGAAGUUCCUACAUCCCAGCUCCUACAACAAAAUCACCCACGAGUGUCAACAGAGGAUGGUGGCCGAUCACCUCCAGUUCCUACACGGGGAGUGUAAGGACAUGGUCAAACAGGAGAGGAGGAGAGAUCUCUCCAACAUGUACAAACUCCUGAAGCCGAUCCACGGAGGACUUGGGGUCCUCAUACAGGAAGUGGAGGGCCACAUCAAGCAGACCGGGAUGGAGGCGGUCAGGAGCCUCAAAGGAGACAAUGUUCCUGGUCAGUUUGUGGAGUCCAUGUUGGAAGUCCACCAGAAAUACACGGAGAUGAUCCAGGGCGUGUUUCACUCGGAUCAGCAGUUCGUCGGGGCUCUAGACAAGGCUUGUGCAGCUGCCAUUAACUUCAAACAGAGUGUGAAGCACAUGUGUAAAUCUCCAGAAAUGCUUUCAAAAUACUGUGAUAACCUAUUAAAGAAAAGUUCGAAAGGAGUUUCUGAGUCUGAGAUGGAUGACAAGCUAACUAACUGUAUCACGGUCUUCAAAUAUCUCGACGAUAAAGAUGUGUUCCAAAGGUUUUAUUCACGCAUGUUGGCAAAAAGACUGAUAUAUGGACAAUCAGCUUCAAUGGAUGCAGAGGAAGCCAUGAUAAAUAAACUCAAGCAAGCCUGUGGCUAUGAAUUCACCAACAAACUACAUCGGAUGUUCACGGAUGUCUCCAUCAGCACGACUUUAAAUAAAGAGUUUUCUGAUUUCAUCCAAUCCAAGGAAAAUGUAGAGUUGGGAGUUAACUUUUCUAUAAUGGUUUUACAGGCAGGAGCUUGGCCUAUAGGACAGAGUAAUCUCCCUUCUUUCUCAAUACCACAAGAACUAGAGAAAAGUGUACAAAUGUUUGAAGCUUUCUAUAAUGUAAAAUACAGUGGAAGAAAGCUGACUUGGCUCCAUAAUUUCUGUAGUGCUGAGUUAAAGUUUAACCAUUUGAAGCGCCCCUACUUUGUGACAAUGGGAAGUUUUCAGAUGGCCAUUUUGUUGCUGUUUAACAAUAGUGAUAUUCAAACUUUUCAUGACAUACGGGAAAAUACAAAUUUACCAGAAAAAGAACUUAUUAAACAGCUCCAGACCUUAUUAGAUACUAAAAUAGUCUGCACAGAGGGUGAUGUUAAUGCAUGCAGCUGUAUUUCACUCAAUCUGGGAUACACCAACAAAAGAACAAAGUUCAAGAUCACGACAGCCAUUCAGAAAGAUUCCUCUCAGGAAGUAGAACAGACCCACAGUGCAGUAGAGGAAGACAGAAAAAUGUACCUACAAGCAGCAAUCGUUCGCAUAAUGAAAGCUCGGAAAAUCCUGAAGCAUGCCAUGCUCAUUCAAGAGGUGAUUAGUCAGUCCCGGGCCAGAUUUGCUCCUAGUGUACCCAUGAUUAAAAAGUGCAUUGAAUCACUAAUAGAUAAAUCGUAUCUUGAAAGGACUGCCAAUUCCUCAGACGAAUACAGCUAUAUAGCAUAACGCUAAUUAGUAAUUAGUUUAAAAUGACAAUUUCCGUGUGUCAGACAGCACAUGGAAAACCUACUGACUUGGGAUAAUUAAGUUUCAUUCUAUUAAAAGAUUGGAGUUCCAGAUAUGUGAAAGAGAGAGAAA